AUGGUUCUGUUAAAUGCUGGCAGCAAAACCUUCCAAAGGGCUCUACUUUUAUUUUUAGAAGACUCUGUAGAAGAAAAUAUUCAUCACUGGUUACAUUCUUGUGUUCUGUCCCUGCAAGAGUUUUCAGAAAGUCCAGCUAUGUCAAGAUGCAAGAAUCUCAGCUCUUCCCAUUUGCUCAUGCUCACUGGUGCACCCAAGAGUAUCACUGAAUGGCUGGUGUUCUGGGAAAAGGAUCCAGUGGAGAUUCUGCUUAAUUUGGGGUUUGGUACAGAAGAACCUGAUGUCUGCACAAAAAUCCCUCCUCGGUUCCUCAGUGGUGCUUCUGUAGCAAAACAGUUCAAUGUCCAAGUCUUUUUGGAAGCUCAAAAGCAGCGGACGGAUGUUGAGAAGCCAAACCUAUUUGAACAUUUUUGACUACUGGAAGUACUUGACUGUGUAUCCAGUGCCCUCACAUCUUUGCUGACUGAUGUAAAUACUCAAUAGAUCAAAGCACAGGACGCUGGUAGGGAUAAGACUAGUCUGCUGGAUGCUGCAAAGAUCAGACUUGUGAUAGCAUAAGUGAAGUGGAGAAGACUAAGUUAGAUCCUGUAUAGGGCUUCUCGUUAGACAAUGUUACUGAAAUAGGGCUCACUGGCACUUGGGAAGCCAACUUGCACAGCAGGGAAGAGCAAUCCUGUUCUUGUGCAGAUAUUGCUGGUUGGGGGCACAGUUCAGGCACGCAUUUCUGCAUGUGUUACAUUGGGCUGUCUGACCCGGGAGCAAACCCCUGGAAAUAAAAGUGCCUCGGCAUAUCCUACCUGCCAGUGUCCACUGAUGCCAUCAGAGAAAGCGUGGGUUUCACUGCACCUGGUUGCAAAACAGCCUCACCUUUCUCCUGCAUGUGAGGUGCCUGCCAAAGACCGGCCAAGAAAGGAGCCAACUUUGCUUGUGGCCCACAUGCUCAAAGAAGCGGUUGACCUAAACUGCAAGCUGCCAGACUCAUUUGAAAUGGAAGCGGGUGAAAUGGCUUCUUCUCUUCUGAAAUCUGUUACUGUUCAGAUAUCUUCAGGGAUGGAGUUUAUGUCAAGAGCGAAGGGCACAGAACAAAAUUCUCCUCUCAGUGAGACCCUUUCUAGGGAUGACACUGUGGACUUUUCCAACACCUUAGCACACUGUUCUGACAGUGGCCGUCUCAUACAGUCAGACCCAGAGGCUUCAAAGGAUGGUGUGAAGUAGAUCACUAAAGCAUUCAACCAAACUGAUAUCCCUGCCAGAAAACUCAGGGAGGAAAGCAGAUACCUGCAACUCUUGCAGUGAGCCAUUUGUCAGGAAAUUUCAGAGUUAGAGUUUCAGCUGAAGGAUCAAGCUUGUCAAGUCCUUAUACAGCUGGACAAAUUACUCACAGAACAAUUCCAUCUGUUUUCUGAGCUUAUACUCUUUGACUGGAAGGAAGAAAGAAAAGCCCAGAAAAAAAAAAGUGUUCCAGAUGCUGCUGACACUGUGCAUUGUAAGUGCUCAAAAAUGGUGCAUGGAAGAGCUCCUAGCAAAAACAUGACAGCUAUAGGCUCCCCCUGUGCCCCACAGUCAGGGGAAACCACAAAGCUUCCUACCAGGACAACACCUGAGCCAAAUUCAGUGAAGUCUGCCCCACAGGAGCUCUCUACCAGUAAAAAGGAAAUAAAAGGACAUCUACAAGCAAAAAUGGACUUUAAGACAUUCAUACAGAAUAAAGGAGAGGUGUCAGUCUCAGCCUCAAGGUUUUAAGUGGAAGACAAUGCUGACCUGCAAUGCAAUUUUACUAUUUUGUGUCUCAUUGCCACAGUCUAGAUCAGGACCAUUUCCUUCUCAGCUGUGCAUUUCUCUGAAGGGAUGAAGUCAGUGUUUCAGGGCACUCUCAGUCUGCAUAGGUAGCACAGGCAGAACUGAGACUGGACCUGCCUUGAUAUUUCUCAGUAAACUGUGGCAAUGAUUUAGAUGAUCCAGAGAGAAGAACAUAUAAAUAUGGGGAUUGUAUUUGUCUUCCUUGAACUUUUAAUGCAACUGUUUGACUAAUUAGUAUUUUCAACCCUCUCAUACCCUGUGAAAUUAGUAAUUUAUGAAUUCAAAUUGUAGACACAAUUAACCAAUUUUACAAGGACAGUAAAGGCAGUGAAUUGCAAGGUUUGCUGGUUUUCUGAAGAAAUUUCAAGUCAGCAUUUCUGUCUGAUCUGAUCUCACCAUAUAACCAGAAAAAAUACCUGCCUUUUUUAAUACAAAAUAAACCUAGAAAAUAUCUUAGAUAGUUCCCUUAUAAAUUAAGGUCUCUUCCAUCUAAACAUGUGUCCCAAUUUUUAACGGAAUGAUCAUUCUUGGAAGUGAAAAUUUAGGAUUAAAUUCUGUAUAAAUGUCAUGUAAACACCACGGGAGGGAAUGCCCUUUAUUGUAGUCUUAUACUUCUUUAUUGUUUUAUAUUGAUACUACCACUGAUAUUAUCAAGCAGAAUCAGAUUUCUUAGCACACAAUUCAAAGAAUGAGACCCAUAGACAGUGAGGAACAUGGGAUUGAAAGACUGGAGAUAAUGUUUUGUCAUCUUUCAUACCCAUUUCUUUUUAAGACUGGUCUUGGUCAUUCCCUAAACAUACAAAGAAAACAACACCUUUUUCUUUU
Molecule: messenger RNA, 2625 nt
Organism: Myiozetetes cayanensis
Lineage: Eukaryota; Metazoa; Chordata; Aves; Passeriformes; Tyrannidae
Gene: ITPRID1
Product: ITPR interacting domain containing 1
Molecular function (GO): signaling receptor binding
Source: RefSeq, a predicted model, not a curated record